AUGUCUAUCGAUGUCUUGAGUGUCAGAAAGAGACAGGAAGGGUUCCAGUUUGUCAAUGAACUGGAAUCUGAUUCUGACAGUGACGUUGAAAUGGCUAACGACGAAGAUAAAGUAGACUCUGGCGAAGUAGCAAAAGAUGGAACCAUUGUUACUCCUGGUGAAUUGGUCACAGAUGACCCAGUUUGGAUGCGUGGUCAUGGUACAUACUUUCUAGAAAAUCAAACCUAUGCGUCUGUCGCAGGAACUGUUUCUAGAGUCAAUAGAUUACUUUCGGUUAUCCCGUUGCGGGGCCGUUAUGCGCCAGAAACCGGUGAUCAUGUAAUUGGAAGAAUUGCAGAAGUGGGGAACAGAAGAUGGAAAGUCGAUAUUGGUGCCAAACAGCAUGCAGUAUUGAUGCUAGGUUCCGUUAAUCUGCCAGGUGGUGUCUUGAGAAGAAAAUCGGAAUCCGAUGAGCUCCAAAUGCGCAAUUUUUUGAAAGAAGGAGACCUUCUAAAUGCCGAAAUUCAGUCACUAUUUCAAGAUGGCAGUGCAUCUCUGCAUACCAGAUCGCUCAAAUAUGGUAAAUUGAGAAAUGGUACGUUUUUGCAAGUUCGCAGCCCUCUUAUAGUUCGUUCCAAAAAACAUACUCACAAUCUACCGGGCAAUGUCACCGUUAUUUUGGGAGUCAAUGGUUUCAUUUGGCUGCGAAAGACUUCCAAAGUCGACAAUGCGAGUGACGCAUCGAAUGUGAGUGGCAGAAAUGCAGCUACUCUUUCAGGAGCCUCAGGCGAUUAUAAACCAGGUUCCAACUCUGUCAGUAUAACAAGGCUCGAGGAAGAAUCCUCGUGGGAAAUUUAUUCUGACAAAAACGAUCCUAUCCCAGAAGCUAUGAAGAGAACAAUAGCUCGAUAUUCUAACGUCAUCAGAGCUUUGGCACACUGUGAAAUUGGCAUAACAGAAGCUAGGGUGGUGGCAGCGUACGAAGCCAGUAUGGCGUAUAGUCAUGUCGGCUCACUUAUAGAUAAGGAUAACAUGGAAUCAAUAGGACAGGAUGUCAUAAAUGCUGAGAAAAUGAGGGGAAACGCUUAA
Messenger RNA from Lachancea lanzarotensis, 1068 nucleotides. It is a transcript of the gene RRP4, whose product is annotated as LALA0S05e01816g1_1. Gene Ontology annotation, cellular component: nuclear exosome (RNase complex); cytoplasmic exosome (RNase complex). The transcript has a single exon. Gene Ontology annotation, biological process: U4 snRNA 3'-end processing; TRAMP-dependent tRNA surveillance pathway; exonucleolytic trimming to generate mature 3'-end of 5.8S rRNA from tricistronic rRNA transcript (SSU-rRNA, 5.8S rRNA, LSU-rRNA). The coding region runs from base 1 to 1068 and encodes 355 amino acids. Lineage: Eukaryota; Fungi; Ascomycota; Saccharomycetes; Saccharomycetales; Saccharomycetaceae. The record is from RefSeq and is a predicted model, not a curated record. Gene Ontology annotation, molecular function: RNA binding.